AUGGACAGGCAAAUUGAGUGGAUCGUGUGGAUAGAGCAUCCCCUGUUUGAACCCAUUGAUACAGAUGAUAGCGGCAUUUCAAACACUGCUGUAACCUUUGUUUUCCUGUUCCUCAUCACCUUGUUCUACAGCAUAGUAAAACGUGUCACUGCACCCACUAUUGCUCUGCUGAGUAAAGAGGAAGGUGAUAGCAUCGUGUUGCAGUGCCAGUUGAAGGAUUAUUACCCAGACAAACUUACUGUACAAUGGCUUAGUGGGGAUCAGCUUGUCAGUGCUGCUAAAAAUAAAAUGUUGCAGACCACUGAUAAAGUGGAGAAAACCUUUACUUACAUAAGUCAAAUAUCUAUCGAUGCUAAAUAUGAAGACAAAAAUUACACUUGUAAAGCCAGCCAUAACUCUAAAGAGUUCAAGCGAGAAUACAGUAUGUGCUUGGCAAAGUCUGUGUUCAAACCUUCAGUCCAAGUAAAGAGAGCCCAUCUCAGAGACAUUUUGAAGGAGAACGAAGUCAAAAUUUCUUGUAUUGUUGAAGCGCCACACAACACUGAAGUGUUAUGGUUGGUAGACAACAGAAAAAAAGCCACCAGGGCUUCCAAAGACCUUCUCAAUAAUAUUGUGAGCAACUUGACUUUGUCCAGAGCCGAGUGGUUGAAACUGAAGACCCUUGUUUGUACUGCUAAUCAUCCAUGUUUCCCAGAAGAGAGCGCUAAAAUUCAAGUUGCUGAUAUGGAGAAGAAUCCUGUAGUGGUGAUCAGGAGGACUUUCAAGAAAUCAGCUCAGUCGGGCACUGCUUUACUGGAGUGUGUUGUAAAAGAUCUCCCCUCUGGUGAGGUCUGCAUCAACUUCCAGGCCAACCAAGCUGAUAUCUCAGAUUUCACUUGUGUGGACUGGGUCCCUUCUGAAAACCUUUGGUCCCUGACCACACAUUUUACAAUCCCUAGUGAGCACCAGAAGAAAGGAAACAGAUUUACCUGCACAGUUCACAGACUCUUCAAAAGCUUUGCAUCAGAACCUGCUGGAAACUUUUUUGAUGAUCCUACCAUAGAGCUUGUUGUUGUUCCCAGUGUGGGUCCAUUCAGAUUGAGUUCAGAUCCACAAAGGCUGCUGUGUUCUGGAAAAGGAUUCGACCUGAAGAUCAAGUGGUUUUCAGAAUCCAUGGAGAAAAAUGGCACCGCUUUAGAUGUCUCAAUGAUGGAAAAUGGCUAUGUGAAAGUGUACAGUGAGAUAUUGGUGCCGCAGCAAGAGUGGGAUAAAGGGGUCACUUACACCUGUCAAAUUGUUGAUGAAAACAGUGGGAACACUACUGAAAUAAACACCAGUAUUUGUGCAGCAAAGUCUAUGUUCAAACCUUCAGUCCAAGUAAAGAGAGCCCAUCUCAGAGACAUUUUGAAGGAGAACGAAGUCAAAAUUUCUUGUAUUGUUGAAGCGCCACACAACACUGAAGUGUUAUGGUUGGUAGACAACAGAGAAAAAGCCACCAGGGCUUCCAAAGACCUUCUCAAUAAAAUUGUGAGCAACUUGACUUUGUCCAGAGCCGAGUGGUUGAAACUGAAGACCCUUGUUUGUACUGCUAAUCAUCCAUGUUUCCCAGAAGAGAGCGCUAAAAUUCAAGUUGCUGAUAUGGAGAAGAAUCCUGUAGUGGUGAUCAGGAGGACUUUCAAGAAAUCAGCUCAGUCGGGCACUGCUUUACUGGAGUGUGUUGUAAAAGAUCUCCCCUCUGGUGAGGUCUGCAUCAACUUCCAGGCCAACCAAGCUGAUAUCUCAGAUUUCACUUGUGUGGACUGGGUCCCUUCUGAAAACCUUUGGUCCCUGACCACACAUUUUACAAUCCCUAAUGAUCCUACCAUAGAGCUUGUUGUUGUUCCCAGUGUGGGUCCAUUCAGAUUGAGUUCAGAUCCACAAAGGCUGCUGUGUUCUGGAAAAGGAUUCGACCUGAAGAUCAAGUGGUUUUCAGAAUCUGUGGAGAAAAAUGGCACAGCUUUAGAUGUCUCAAUGAUGGAAAAUGGCUAUGUGAAAGUGUACAGUGAGAUAUUGGUGCCGCAGCAAGAGUGGGAUAAAGGGGUCACUUACACCUGUCAAAUUGUUGAUGAAAACAGUGGGAAAACUACUGAAAGAAACACCAGUAUUUGUGCAGCUGAUAUGGAGAAGAAUCCUGUAGUGGUGAUCAGGAGGACUUUCAAGAAAUCAGCUCAGUCGGGCACUGCUUUACUGGAGUGUGUUGUAAAAGAUCUCCCCUCUGGUGAGGUCUGCAUCAACUUCCAGGCCAACCAAGCUGAUAUCUCAGAUUUCACUUGUGUGGACUGGUUCCCCUUAGAUGAUCCUACCAUAGAGCUUGUUGUUGUUCCCAGUGUGGGUCCAUUCAGAUUGAGUUCAGAUCCACAAAGGCUGCUGUGUUCUGGAAAAGGAUUCGACCUGAAGAUCAAGUGGUUUUCAGAAUCCAUGGAGAAAAAUGGCACAGCUUUAGAUGUCUCAAUGAUGGAAAAUGGCUAUGUGAAAGUGUACAGUGAGAUAUUGGUGCCGCAGCAAGAGUGGGAUAAAGGGGUCACUUACACCUGUCAAAUUGUUGAUGAAAACAGUGGGAAAACUACUGAAAGAAACACCAGUAUUUGUGCAGGUAAACACACCAUAUGUGACACAGCAUCAUCAUUCUAUGAAUCUAACUUUAUUCAUUUCACAAUUACAGCAAAGUCUGUGUUCAAACCUUCAGUCCAAGUAAAGAGAGCCCAUCUCAGAGACAUUUUGAAGGAGAACGAAGUCAAAAUUUCUUGUAUUGUUGAAGCGCCACACAACACUGAAGUGUUAUGGUUGGUAGACAACAGAGAAAAAGCCACCAGGGCUUCCAAAGACCUUCUCAAUAAAAUUGUGAGCAACUUGACUUUGUCCAGAGCCGAGUGGUUGAAACUGAAGACCCUUGUUUGUACUGCUAAUCAUCCAUGUUUCCCAGAAGAGAGCGCUAAAAUUCAAGUUGCUGAUAUGGAGAAGAAUCCUGUAGUGGUGAUCAGGAGGACUUUCAAGAAAUCAGCUCAGUCGGGCACUGCUUUACUGGAGUGUGUUGUAAAAGAUCUCCCCUCUGGUGAGGUCUGCAUCAACUUCCAGGCCAACCAAGCUGAUAUCUCAGAUUUCACUUGUGUGGACUGGGUCCCUUCUGAAAACCUUUGGUCCCUGACCACACAUUUUACAAUCCCUAGUGAGCACCAGAAGAAAGGAAACAGAUUUACCUGCACAGUUCACAGACUCUUCAAAAGCUUUGCAUCAGAACCUGCUGGAAACUUUUUUGAUGAUCCUACCAUAGAGCUUGUUGUUGUUCCCAGUGUGGGUCCAUUCAGAUUGAGUUCAGAUCCACAAAGGCUGCUGUGUUCUGGAAAAGGAUUCGACCUGAAGAUCAAGUGGUUUUCAGAAUCUGUGGAGAAAAAUGGCACAGCUUUAGAUGUCUCAAUGAUGGAAAAUGGCUAUGUGAAAGUGUACAGUGAGAUAUUGGUGCCGCAGCAAGAGUGGGAUAAAGGGGUCACUUACACCUGUCAAAUUGUUGAUGAAAACAGUGGGAAAACUACUGAAAGAAACACCAGUAUUUGUGCAGUGAUUGCACCUUCCAGUCUGCAGACAGCGGUCUACCUGCAUGGUCCUUUAAAUCAUGUGAGAUAUGGCACAGCUCUGAAUUUGACCUGUUUGGUUGUUGGCCAGAAUGUCAAGUAUUUCUCCCUCCAAUGGAAACGAAAUGGAAUCUCUCUUAAUCCAAAUAGCUUUGACCAAACACCUAUAGAUCACGCCAAUGGCACUCAAAGCAAGAAAAGUGUUUUGGAGGUUACAUUUGAAACAUGGAAGACAUAUGCUGUCUUUACCUGUGAGGUAAAGCAUUUGUGCUCUAACGUCACACAGCAGGAGAACAUCUCAAAAAACAGAGACCCCAAACAACCCACUGUGAGGAUCCUCAGACCCUCAGACAGCGAUCUCUCUGGACAAAAUACAAGCCUUCUUUGCUUCAUCACCGGUUUCUUCCCAUCUGAUAUCUCCGUGCAGUGGCAACUAAAUGGGACGCAAUUCAAUGAGUCUCACUUCACUAACAGUCCUGUGGUUGCUCACACUUCAGGAGGUUUUUCAAUGCAUAGUGCCCUAAUAUUGCCUGCAUCACAGUGGAGAGAAGGCGUGUACUCUUGCAUUGUUUAUCAUGAGUCAUCCCAAAGUCCAUUUAUCGCAAAUUUGGAGAACUUGUACGCCUCUUUGAUCCACUCUGCUCCAUCUGCAAAGCUGCUGCAGGGUGCUAGUGAGCUGGUGUGUCUGGCGUAUGGUUUCAGUCCUCCUGUAAUCAACAUCACCUGGCUGCUUGGAAUGAAUGAGGUGUCUGCCCACAAUGACACCAACCCCGCAAAAGGCCCUGAUGGCAAAUUUAGCAUCCGAAGUCACCUGCAACUCCUGCCUUCAGAUUGGGCACCUGGUGAAGUGUACACAUGCAGGGUCACUCAUGAAACUGGUACCCAGUUGCUUAACAUUUCCAAAAAAUCAGCAUUAUUUGAAGAGGCUAUAUUUAUGAAUGAGAACAAACCCGAAUCUAUUGUGCAGGAUACCGUUGAAGAGAUCUGGAAUAUGGCCUGUGCCUUUCUCGCCCUCUUCCUCCUCUCUCUUCUCUAUGGGUGCACAGUGACAUUGGUCAAAAUGAAGCCUAAAUGAGCAACAUUUGGUGUGUGUGUGUCUGUGUUUUCCUGGCUUCUGGCU
This is a messenger RNA of Rhinichthys klamathensis goyatoka, 4707 nucleotides long. It is a transcript of the gene ighd, whose product is annotated as immunoglobulin heavy constant delta. The coding region runs from base 1 to 4662 and encodes 1553 amino acids. The record is from RefSeq and is a predicted model, not a curated record. The transcript has 18 exons. Lineage: Eukaryota; Metazoa; Chordata; Actinopteri; Cypriniformes; Leuciscidae.